AUGUCAAGAAUAAUACACAAGUGUUACAUCAAGGGUACUGAACUCCACAGGGAACCAAGGGUACCCUUCAAGGGUACUGAACUCCAGUGGGAACCAAAGGUACCCUUCAAGGGUACUGAACUCCACCGGAAACCAAGGGUACCCUUCAAGGGUACUGAACUCCACAGGGAACCAAGGGUACCCUUCAAGGGUACUGAACUCCGCCGGGAACCAAGGGUACCCUUCAAGGGUACUGAACUCCACAGGGAACCAAAGGUACCCUUCAAGGGUACUGAACUCCGCCGGGAACCAAGGGUACCCUUCAAGGGUACUGAACUCCACAGGGAACCAAGGGUACCCUUCAAGGGUACUGAACUCCGCCGGGAACCAAGGGUACCCUUCAAGGGUACUGAACUCCACAGGGAACCAAAGGUACCCUUCAAGGGUACUGAACUCCACAGGGAACCAAGGGUACCCUUCAAGGGUACUGAACUCCACAGAGAACCAAGGGUACCCUUCAAGGGUACUGAACUCCACAGAGAACCAAGGGUACCCUUCAAGG
Messenger RNA from Procambarus clarkii (red swamp crayfish), 541 nucleotides. NCBI's taxonomy places the organism in Eukaryota, Metazoa, Arthropoda, Malacostraca, Decapoda, Cambaridae. The record is from RefSeq and is a predicted model, not a curated record.